Molecule: messenger RNA, 4338 nt
Organism: Myotis lucifugus (little brown bat)
Lineage: Eukaryota; Metazoa; Chordata; Mammalia; Chiroptera; Vespertilionidae
Gene: BOC
Product: BOC cell adhesion associated, oncogene regulated
Biological process (GO): cell-cell adhesion; axon guidance; nervous system development
Cellular component (GO): plasma membrane; axon
Molecular function (GO): protein binding
Source: RefSeq, a predicted model, not a curated record
CUCACAAUCACGCCCGCCGCAGCCGCACGCGCCCGCACGCGCCCUCGCUCCCGGCCCGCACUCCGGGCUCCUUUGUUGCUCCCGCCGCGGCCGCUCUCCGGUGCUGCGCGUUGCUGCGUGUCACUGUGCGGGCUGCGUGUCCGCGCGGUGCGGGGCUGUGGGGCUCUCUCCGCGCUCACCACGCUGGCCCCGGGCCGGCUCUCCCUUCCCAGGAGCCGGCUGCACCAGAGUCCCAGCACAAGCUUCCGGAAACCCAUGACCCAUGAAGUCUUGUCGACACUCACACCAGAUGAUGGCAGCAGCAACGAAAUAGAAGAAACAGAGUGCUGUAGAGGAUUGCAGAAUCUCUGGGAGUGACUGGUGGCUUAUGGGACGUUGGCGUCGGACCCUUUGUCACACACCUGCCGCGUGGGACGAUGACGACUCAGAGAGGAAGGAGGCCCGCGGUCACACUCACCUGCCUCUUCCUGGCCACAGCCGGCUGCUUCGCUGACCUGAACAAGGUGCCUCAGGUCACCGUGCAGCCCCCCUCCACGGUCCAGAAGCUCGGGGGAACUGUGAUCCUGGGCUGCGUGGUGGAGCCGCCGGGGAUGAGCACCACCUGGCGCCUGAACGGGAGGGAACUGAACGGUUCCGAUGAUGCCCUGGGCGUCCUCAUCACCCGCGGGACGCUGGUCAUCACCGCCCUCAACAACCGCACCGUGGGACGGUACCAGUGUGUGGCCCGGAUGCCUGCGGGGGCCGUGGCCAGCGUGCCAGCCACAGUGACACUAGCCAAUCUCCAGGACUUCAAGUUAGACGUGCAGCAUGUGAUUGAAGUAGAUGAGGGGAACACAGCGGUCAUUGCCUGCCACCUUCCUGAGAGCCACCCAAAAGCCCAGGUCCGAUACAGUGUCAAACAGGAGUGGCUGGAGGCAUCCAGAGGUAACUACCUGAUCAUGCCCUCGGGGAACCUCCAGAUCGUGAACGCCAGCCAGGAGGACGAGGGGAUGUACAAGUGCGCCGCCUACAACCCGGUCACCCAAGAAGUGAAGACCUCGGGCUCCAGUGACCGGCUGCGCGUGCGCCGCUCCACGGCAGAGGCCGCCCGCAUCAUCUAUCCCCCAGAGGCCCAGACCAUCAUCGUCACGAAAGGCCACAGUCUCAUCCUGGAGUGUGUGGCCAGUGGGAUCCCGCCUCCGCGGGUCACCUGGGCCAAGGAUGGGUCCAGUGUCGCGGGUUAUAACAAGACGCGCUUCCUGCUGAGCAACCUCCUCAUCGACACCACCAGCGAGGAGGACUCGGGGACCUACCGCUGCAUGGCCGACAACGGGGUCGGGGAGCCUGGGGCGGCGGCCAUUCUCUACAACGUCCAGGUGUUUGAACCCCCCGAGGUCACUGUGGAGCUGUCCCAGCUGGUCAUCCCGUGGGGCCAGAGUGCCAAGCUCACCUGUGAGGUGCGCGGGAACCCCCCGCCCUCAGUGCUGUGGCUGAGGAACGCCGUGCCCCUCACCCCCAGCCAGCGCCUCCGACUGUCCCGUAGGGCCCUGCGCGUGGUCAGCGUGGGGCCUGAGGACGAGGGCGUCUACCAGUGCAUGGCCGAGAAUGAAGUUGGCAGUGCCCAUGCCGUGGUCCAACUGAGGACCGCCAGGCCAGGCACAACCCUGAGGCCAUGGCCCGAUGCUAAGCUGGACACUGCCACACCUCCCGUGCCACCCUCCAGACCAAGAAGCCCCGACCAGAUGCUGAGGGGGCACCCAGGGCUCCCGAGGCCUCCAACGUCGGUGCAGCCAGCUUCCCCGCAGUGCCCUGGAGAGAAAGGGCAGGUGGCGCCCGCCGAGGCACCCGUCAUCCUCAGCUCGCCCAGGACCUCCAAGACUGACUCUUACGAGCUCGUGUGGCGGCCACGGCAUGAGGGUGGCAGCCGGGCACCGAUCCUCUACUAUGAGGUGAAACACCGCAAGGUAUGGUGCCUGGCAUUGUGCCCACCUCGUCUCAGGCUGGGCGGGGGUCUCUGUUAUCUCCCUCCCCCUGAGCUCCCGCCGCAACCUGGACGGCCAACCCCACUACUGGUCACGACCUCCCGUCUCCUCCAGGGGACUUUCCUACCACCUCCAGGAAGAGGGUGGUGCUGGGCAUUUAGGACCCUACGAGGCCCAGGAAAAAGCCAUGCCUUUGCCUCCACAUACCGCGUGCUCCCUCCCUGGCUGAGCUCAACCCGUUUUUACCCAGGACGGCGGCCCAAACCUGAAAUCAUGGCCAGCAAGGAGCAGCAGAUCCAGAGAGAUGACCCUGGAGCCAGCCCCCAGAGCAGCAGCCAGCCAGACCACGGCCGCCUCUCCCGUAAGCUCCCAGCAACCCCCAGGGGUAGAAAUGAUGCGUGCUCAUGGGGGGACUGGAUGCUAGCCACCGCGGCCAUCCCUCCGUCCAGGCUCUCAGUGGAGAUCACAGGCCUAGAGAAAGGCACCUCCUACAAGUUCCGCGUCCGGGCUCUGAACAUGCUGGGGGAGAGCGAGCCCAGCGCCCCCUCCCAGCCGUACGUGGUGUCGGGCUAUAGCGGCCGCCUCUAUGAGCGGCCCGUGGCGGGCCCGUACAUCACCUUCACCGACGCCGUCAACGAGACCACCAUCAUGCUCAAGUGGAUGUAUAUCCCAGCAAGUAACAACAACACCCCCAUCCACGGCUUCUACAUCUAUUACCGGCCCACGGACAGUGACAACGACAGUGACUACAAGAAGGACAUGGUGGAAGGGGAUAGAUAUUGGCACUCCAUCAACCACCUGCAGCCGGAGACCUCCUAUGACAUUAAGAUGCAGUGCUUCAAUGAGGGCGGCGAGAGUGAGUUCAGCAACGUGAUGAUCUGUGAAACCAAAGCUCGGAAGUCUGGUCAGCCUGGCGGGCUUCCACCCCCAACUCUGGCUCCACCUCAGCCGCCACCCCCUGAAACCAUGGAGCGGCCGGUGGGCACGGGGGCCAUGGUGGCACGCUCCAGCGACCUGCCCUACCUGAUUGUGGGGGUCGUCCUGGGCUCCAUCGUCCUCAUCAUCGUCGCCUUCAUCCCCUUCUGCUUGUGGAGGGCCUGGUCCAAGCAGAAACAUACAACAGACCUGGGUUUUCCUCGAAGUACCUUGCUGUCCUCCUCCUGCCAGUACACUAUGGUGCCGCUGGGAGGACUUCCCGGCCACCGAGCCCACGGGCAGCCCUACCUCAGCGGCAGCAAUGGACGGGCCUGUACAAAUGGGGGGCAUGUGAACAGGGGCUGCCCUGCGCCUGCCAUGGGCCACCCAGGCGUGAAGCCGCCGCAGCACUGUCCCGGGGCACGGCCUCAGCAGGAUGACACCAACCACCUCCGGAGGCAGACCGCUCCUGGCGAUGGACAUGACGCCCACAGUGCCCCGCCUCCCAGGGGAGCCAAGGCCAACCCAGACGAGGCCUCUUUCCUGUACACACUGCCUGGUGCCUCAACGCACCAGCGGCUGCAGACCCACCAGGACCGCCACCCCCUCCAGGAGCAGCCUGCUCCAGCCAGCCAGUCCGGGAUGAGGCGAGGACCCCAGAAUCCGGGGCUGGAAGCGACAUGGGACCCUCUUUUUCACCCAGGGCCCCCGUGCUGCUUGGGCCUGGCACCGGUUGAAGAAGUGGACAGUCCUGACACUUGCCAAAUGGGUGGAGGAGAGUGGUGCCCCCAGCACCCCACGGGCACCCACGGAGGACAGGAGCCCGGGAGGCAGCUCUCCCCCAGCCCACCAGUGCACAUAUCUUUUGAAACACCACCCCCCAUCGUUUAGGCAGAAGCCAGUAUUCCAGAAAGACUAUUAUCAUUUUUAAAGAGACAGAGGAAAUUGGUAUUUAUUUUUCUAUAAUAGCCAUAUUUAUAUAUUUAUGCACUUGUAAAUAAAUGUAUAUGUGUUGUUAUAAUUCUGGAAAGACAUAGGGACUCCUACCCAUGGAGGUAUGAGAGGUUAAACAAAGAAGCCACCACAUACCAGGAGUAAACCAGGAAAGAGGAACAUGGACUGGCCAGCACCCAGACUGAGGAGGCGGCUCAGAACCUCUGCCCCUGCCCGGGAGGCUGCGGAGGCCCAGAGAGCAGCUGCCCGAGGGAAGACUCCCGCUCACUGUGCGUGAGGAGCGCGCGGGUAACGCAGAGGCCAGGGGCGCACAGGCUGCAGACACCUGUGAAGACGGCCAGCUCUGGUGCUACAGGCAAGGUCUCCAGAAGACGCCCGUGAGAACAGACUCAGAUGUGUAUAGUACUAUAAGCAUUAACAGACCUUCCAGAAUCAAUAAUCCGCGGCAACAUCGCUCUGUAAAAACAAACACUGUAACUUCUAAAUAAAUGUUUAGUCUUCCCUGUAA